Camelina sativa (false flax) is the source of this 1308-nucleotide messenger RNA. Lineage: Eukaryota; Viridiplantae; Streptophyta; Magnoliopsida; Brassicales; Brassicaceae. The record is from RefSeq and is a predicted model, not a curated record.
AUGGCGGAGCAAUUCUCAUCGUUUGAACUUACGAAAACUCCCCGGGGAGAGAACUCGGCCACUGACGCCCUCGCCGCGCUGGCUUCCACGUCCGACCCCUCAGACAAACGAGACAUAUCCGUCGAAGACAUAGACGAACCUAGCAUCUCUAUCCCCUUUAAAGCCCAAAGCGUCCACCAAGUUGAGGAAACGGAACCAGAAACGGAUUGGCAUGUCCCGAUUCGCGAUUACAUCACAAACAGAGCCACCCCCAAGGACCGAUGGCAAGCGCGUAAGCUCAAAGCUCAAAACGCAAGGUUCUGCAUCAUCAGCGAAGAGCUGUAUAAGCGAUGCAUCUACGGACCUUAUCUCAGAGGGCGAUCACUGGCCCUCAGAAUAAAACGGCAGGGAUAUUUCUGGCCGACCAUGCUCGCGGACUGUGACGAGCACGCCAAAAAGUGUGACCCCAGUCAACGUCAUGCACCCAUGAUCAACCAGCCCGCUGAGCCGAUGAGCUCGGUCUCUGCUCCUUACCCCUUCAUGCGGUGGCCAAUGGAUGCUAUUAGACCUCUCGAGCAGUCGGGAAAGCGACGUGUUACUAACCUAUUGGUUGUAACCGAUUACUUUACUAAAUGGAUCGAGGCCGAAUCCUACCAGUCCAUUAAGAGGGAGAACGUGAAGGAUUUCCUCUGGAAAAACGUGAUAUGCCGACACGGAAUCCCCUACGAGACCGUAACCGACAACGGAACGAACGUGGUGAAACGGGCAGGCGAGGCCGCCAACAAACUGAUCUUACACAGCCUCAAGCGCCGUCUGGCCGCUGCAAAGUCCGGUUGGGAUGCCCAGCUCCUCGGGGUCCUUUGGGCCAUCCGGACUACGCAUCGUGGUAGCACCGGCGAAACCGCCUUCUCCCUAGCCUACGGGAUCAAAGCCGUAGUACCGGCAGAAAUUUCCGUGGGUAGUAUCCGCCGAGUUUUUUCUCUCAAAAAUGAGGAGGUGAACAGCGAAGCACUACGUGAUAACCUCGCCAUCAUUAACGAGAAAAGAGAACAAGCUUACGUGCGAGUUCAAAACUACCAGAAUACCAUUUCCCGCUUCUAUAACUCGAAGAAGAUCCGGCCUCGGCAUUUCAUCCUUGGGGAUCAAGUGCUCCGUAAGGUGUUUGAUCAUAGAAAGGAGAAGAACGCUGGGAAAAUGGGGACCAAGUGGGAAGGACCCUUCCGCAUUAUCGAAGACGUUCGCAAUGGCGUUUAUCGCCUCGAAGACGAGAGCAACGGUAAAGCCGAGCUCCGACCUUGGAACGUCAUGAACCUCAAGAAAUACUUCUAA